CCCGACUACGACGACGUGGAUGACGAGGUGACUCAGAAAUCCUCUUUCCCCAACUCCAGGGGCGGCGGUAAGAACAAGGACGGAAAGAAAUACGACGACCCGUACUACUGCGGCCUGCGCGCGCGCGUGCCCAACUUCGCCAAGGCCAAGGAGGCGCGCGGCGCGAAGGAGGGCGGCGGCGCGGCGGUGGGCGUGGCUCGCGACGGC
Messenger RNA from Gryllus bimaculatus (two-spotted cricket), 207 nucleotides. NCBI's taxonomy places the organism in Eukaryota, Metazoa, Arthropoda, Insecta, Orthoptera, Gryllidae. The record is from the annotation of a GenBank genome assembly.